Messenger RNA from Aplosporella prunicola CBS 121167, 1281 nucleotides. Its product is annotated as polysaccharide lyase family 1 protein. The transcript has 2 exons. NCBI's taxonomy places the organism in Eukaryota, Fungi, Ascomycota, Dothideomycetes, Botryosphaeriales, Aplosporellaceae. Bases 67 to 1200 code for a protein of 377 amino acids. The record is from RefSeq and is a predicted model, not a curated record. Gene Ontology annotation, molecular function: pectate lyase activity.
CACUCAUUCAACCGCAACACUUCUUACGCUCAUUUCACGUACAUAAAAUACCGUUCAUUACCCACCAUGAAGCUUACCACUUUCCUCGCCGGCGCCGCCACCACCGCCGCCCUCGCCAGCGCCCAGUCCGUCACCGGCAAGGCCGAGGGUUUUGCCUCGGGCGUGACCGGCGGCGGCGACGCGACGCCCGUCUACCCGGCCGACGUUGACGAGCUCAAGGAGCUGCUCACGAGCGAUGACCCGCAAGUCAUUGUUCUGAAGGAGGAGUUCAACUUUAUCGGCACCGAGGGCACGACGACAGGCAAGGCGUGCGUGAACUGGGGCACGGGCGACGCGUGCCAGCAGCAGCUCGACACGGGAUCUGGCUGCGGCGACAAGGACAGCGUUGACGCGACGUACGACAACGCGGGCAAGAAGCCCAUCGACGUCACUUCGAAUAAGACGCUGCUGGGCGAGGGCUCCAAUGGCGUCAUCAGGGGCAAGGGCCUCCGCUUCAGGGCCAACGCCACCAACAUUAUUGUCCAAAACAUCAAGAUCACCGAACUUAACCCCAAGUACGUCUGGGGUGGUGAUGGCCUCAGCUUCGACGAAAGCGACCUCAUCUGGAUUGACCACGUGACGACGUCGGAGACGGGCCGCGUGCACUACGUGUUCGGUCACGGCGCGAACUCGCGCAUCGAGCUGUCCAACAACUUCAUCAACGGCAGCACGCCGUACUCGACGGCCUGCGACGGGUACCAGUACUGGGGCAUGGAGCUCGUCGGCGCCGACGACCAGAUCACCUUCCGCAACAACUACCUGUACAAGGGCUCGGGCCGCAGCCCCGCGCUCAGCGGGUCGACGCUCUUCCACGCGUGCAACAACGUGUGGGACGACAACAACGGGCACGCGAUCGAGGGCGACACCAACGGACAGGGCCUGUUCGAGGGCAACGCCUUCAUCGACGUCAAGACCGUUGCCGACGACACGACGUGGGCGGGCAAUGGCCAGCUGUUCAGCUCGCCCGACGCCACCACGAACAAGAAGUGCGAGGAGUUUAUUGGCCGUGCUUGCGUCGAGAACAAGCUCGAGAACUCGGGCACCUUCGAGUACUCCGACACGGCUUUCAUGGCCAACUUCACGGAUGCGACUAUCCCCGCUUGCCAGUCGGUUGAUAAGAUCAUCGACUCUGUCCCUAAGAGCGCGGGUAACACUCUGUAAAUGCGAGAGCUUGUGGACGUGGACGCCGUGCUUGAUGCUGGUCGCCCUCUUGGGGCUUUUUUCAUGUAGUUAAUUACUGCC